AUGUCAGUCUCUCUAUUCAGCCUCGGCCUUUGUGGCAUUAAAGACAGACCUCAUAAGAUGUACUUAGCCCCAUCCCCCACCGACUCAGAGCCUGAGGGCUGGCUCCUCGACACCCUGAUGGGGACAGACGCCCAGGUGGCGGACCAGGAGUUCUGGCAGAGUGACAAUACUCUGGACUCCGGAGGGCCUUUGGAGUAUCGAACAUUAUUUGACUGCAGAGGUUUCAUUUUUAACAUCGGCCAGGCAAACGACCACAGUCCGAGCUGUCUCCAGGCUCCCAGACCUACCACUUUGCCGUUAUCUCCGUCUCCGGAACAACUGGCUACUCUGCUACGCCCCAGCUCUCCGGGGGACCGUCACCUCGCCGCGGUGUUGCGCACGCCCCUGCCUUGCCCCAGCCUGGCGCUGCUCAGGUGUGUGGAGGUGGAUCCGGGGACGGCAGAGGCAGAGUUGGCGGCGCCCCGGGGGCAGUUCCUGAAGGCGGCGUCCAACUUACACUCUCGUUUAGUCGACCUCGACUCUGAAAAUAGCUGUCUGCUGCACCAAGGCAUUCUACUGAGAGUGGACUUUCAGGAACUCCUAGCCACGACCGACUACCUGGUAACCCAAGCAAGACGUCUCCACCAGGAUCUUCAGGACGUACUCUACCUCAACGACCUGCUCUGGAUGCUGAGAGGACGACUAGAGCGGGUGUCCAAGAGACGGUGGCCUUUCCUAGAGGGUCACGUACCUCUUGGAGUCCGAGAAGAAGCGAACCUGGUCGUCUGAUGGUGUAGAUUCUAGGCUAAGUCAAAACAUAUUUUAAUGCUUAUGUGUUUUAGUGCAGACAUUUGUGUUUCAUUGGGAGGUGUGAGAAAAUAUCGGAGAUUUUUGGAUAAGUGAAGUUUUGCAUAGUAUUUUCUUCACUUAAGAGCCUUGGAUAAUUCCAGGUGGGCUCUGUGCGAAAACAUUGAAUACUGUAAUUCCUAAUGCAGAUAUACUGACGAAUUGUAAUUUUGUCUUUCAGUAAAGAAGA
This is a messenger RNA of Macrosteles quadrilineatus (aster leafhopper), 1015 nucleotides long. RefSeq lists its product as uncharacterized. The transcript has 4 exons. The record is from RefSeq and is a predicted model, not a curated record. Bases 1 to 768 code for a protein of 255 amino acids. Lineage: Eukaryota; Metazoa; Arthropoda; Insecta; Hemiptera; Cicadellidae.